Penicillium manginii is the source of this 231-nucleotide messenger RNA. RefSeq lists its product as uncharacterized. The transcript has 2 exons. The coding region runs from base 1 to 231 and encodes 76 amino acids. NCBI's taxonomy places the organism in Eukaryota, Fungi, Ascomycota, Eurotiomycetes, Eurotiales, Aspergillaceae. The record is from RefSeq and is a predicted model, not a curated record.
AUGCCUGACCAGAUUCGCCAAUGGUGCUGCCAGUUGGCCAGCGCACACCGCAAACCCGGGCCAGUCCAUCCAUCCCCACCACCGGCAGCCCAAAAAAUAGAUUCUAUCACAGAGGUAGAAAAGCAAAAAGAGACGUCCCCGGGAAGGCUCGAACUUCCAACCUCUCGAUUAACAGUCGAACGCGCUAGCCAAUUGCGCCACGGAGACGUGCUUGUUGAAACAUCGGGCUGA